Paramecium pentaurelia is the source of this 1046-nucleotide messenger RNA. The record is from the annotation of a GenBank genome assembly. Lineage: Eukaryota; Ciliophora; Oligohymenophorea; Peniculida; Parameciidae.
UUAUGUCUAACAAAAAGAGUAUAAAAUAAAAAGAAAAUAUACCUAUUGAUAGUAGAUUAAACCUUUUGGAAAGUAAUUAUGUUAAUUAAAUUAAGGUAAUUUGAAUAGAGUUUGUAUGUAACAUGAUGCUUUGAUGCCUAUAGUAAAUGAAAUCCCUCAUGUUUAAAAACUAGAAUAAUAAAUUAAAAUACUAUUAAAAAAACAAGAGGAAUUAGAAAAGAUAAGAGACAAAUCAAGAGAAACAUCAACCAACACUAGUUUCAGUGAUUUCAAAUGUAAUAGCUAAAAUAAGCCAUAUGAAAAACAAUUGAAUGAUUUAACAUUAAAGAUGAAUUAUUUGGACAAUCAAUUAUAAGAUUUAUAGAAAAAGAGUCAAGGAAGAGUUGAAUAGCAAUUUAGAAUGUUUUCAGAUACAUAAGAUAUUUAAAGAUUAGAACAAUUUGUUACUGAAGAAUUGAAUAAUUUUAGAAGUGAAGUUCAAUUGGAAUAUAAAAAUAUAUACAAAGUAAUUACUUAUAAACUAAUACCAGGAACUUAAUGGAUUAAGAUGUGAUCUUGAAUAUAUUAUGAAUAAUACUAAGAAGAAUAAAGUCACCUAAAAGAUCCAGACUAUGAAUGUUAAUCCAGAUGAUAAGCUUUUUGUUAUUAAUCUAUUAGAAUAAGAGACAAUAAUUGAGGAAUUAGAUCAUUAUGAGAAUGAAAAUACAUUUAGAUUGUUAUAUGAAUUGGAUUAUUUUGAAUAAUAAAGGGAAUCCAUAUCAACAUUAGAUCCAUAAUAAACUUAAAGAGAAAGUUUAUAUUUAGAAGAAAAAUUAAUAUCUUUAAAAUAUUAAUUAGCAGCUUCAAAGAGAAAAUAUUUAUUUGAGAUUAAGAAAAUUGAACAUAAAUUUUAAGUGAUUAAUGAAAUUAUUGAAUAGAAUCAGAAAUAUCUGAAUUAUUAAUAAUAAAUCCAUAUUUUAACUUAGAGAAUGAGUAAGAUUGUUACAAGAGUCCAUCAAAAUAUAGAAUGUAUAUUUUAAAAGAUAAGUACUUUAGACAAGAGAUGA